Trichogramma pretiosum is the source of this 3033-nucleotide messenger RNA. RefSeq lists its product as uncharacterized. The coding region runs from base 278 to 1528 and encodes 416 amino acids. The record is from RefSeq and is a predicted model, not a curated record. The transcript is spliced from 6 exons. Lineage: Eukaryota; Metazoa; Arthropoda; Insecta; Hymenoptera; Trichogrammatidae.
GGAUAUCGUACACGCAUAAAAGUUUAUGAAAAUAUUUUUCUGGUGAAUUUGGUUUAUUCGGAAAUAAAGGAGAGAAAAAAUAAUCGAGGACGCGUGUGCCCAAAGUUCUCUUGUGGUCAGAGUGUGAUUUUUCUGGUUGAGGUUUUUUUCUGUUGUUGUUAUUCCAUCAGCCAAGGCCACUGUUUCGUGAGUAAACAAAUGCAAUAAGUUUCUCAGUUUGUCAAGUGCUGAUCGCCGGAAAAUCGAAUACGGAAGAGACUCGAGAGAAAGGAACAACAUGUUUUUUUUGAAAGGACUCUGGAGAGGCAAUACUGGACAUACGAAGCUGAACGAGGAAUGGGCGUUAGCCAACAGCUGCGAGAGCGUCGUGGUGGUCGGCGGCCAGACGAUGAGCGGCACCAUGAGCAGCGCGGCCUCCUCGACCACAACCUCCUCGGGCUGCAGCGUCGGCACACCGACGACCGGCUGCACGCUCAGCCCGACGAACGCCUCGGAUCAGGACGAGGCGGCCUCGUCCUCGUCGGCCACCACGACCAGCGCCACGAGCACCGGCAGCGGCAGCGCAGCCGUCGCGAUCGAGGAGAAGCUCUACGACAUCAAGUAUCUGGGCUGCACUCGGCUGCAGGAGGAGGACGCGGCCGACAACGAGCGGCUCGCAGCGGCUGCGGUUGAUAAAAUCGUUACGGCAACAAAAGCGAGAGGAGAGAAAUUGUUUCGAGUCUCGCUCGCCAUAAGUCGACGAGGCAUACGCAUGACGCUGCUCGACACGGCCGAGGAAGUUCUCCGUGCUCCGAUUUCAAGCAUAGCCUACUGCUCCGUCGACGCCAAACACAAUCAGGUGUUCUCUUUCAUCUUGACCGUCGAGCCCACGUCCUCGUCUCCGUCCGAGUCCGAGCGGCAGCAGCAGCAGCAGCAGCAACAACAUCACGAGUGCCACGCCUACGUCUGCCCGAGACGCAAAGUCGCGCAGACGAUAGCUUUGACUUUGGCACAGGCAUUCGAUAGCGCUUACGCGAUAUGGCAACUGGAUCAGCUUGAUGCGGCCAAUGCAGCGGCGGCAGCCAGGACUACGCACGAGCCAAAGCAGCUGGCGGCGCUCGACGACGAGCUCGUCAAAGUCCAUCUCGACGGCUUCGAGGACGUCGCAUCGGAGGCCAAGAAUAAAUGCGGAAAAGGAGCGCGCCACAAGAGCAAAAAGUCAGCGACGUCCUGCCUCGACCAUGGGAAAAUCAGCAGUGGCUCGAGAGUCCCAGCCACGCCGCCAUCCAAGGACGAGAAAACGACUCGGGCGAAAAGUGACUUGCUGCUGCACGAGGAGCCCCCAGCUAAAGCCCGAGUCGAGUCUUGGGUAUCGUUCGAAGACGAAAAGACGAUUGGCCCAAGCAUCGUGAACGAGGAUAGCAACCACGAAGAGGGCAUGGCACUGAAGCCGCUGUUAAGCUCGCCAAACAGUCCUUUAACCGUAGACAAAUAUCCUUGGAACAGCGGCAAUAUCGAGCAGCAUCAGCAGCUCGUUUGCUCGGCGUAGCAGUACCAGAGUAGCGAGGUACCACUCGUCACGGCUUUGUGGGAGCGCGCCCAUCAUUAAAACGACCGCAACGACGAGAAUAAUAACAAUCAGCAUAACUGUUAUUAUUGAUAUACCUGAGAAGAGCUUAGCAGCAAAUACGUUCAAGUCUUUUUUCUCAAGCUAUCAAUGGACCGAUUAUUUUUAUGGAAAAAUGAAUAAUUAUCUUUAAUAAAAUGUGUUAUGAUUUUGUACGGGCUUUCAUCUAUCCGAAUUUAUUUUUAUAAAUGAUAGACUUGAGCAAAAAAUUUGCAAAAAGCUACAGGUAUAGCUAGUACGUCGCUGAUUAUAAUAUAUUCUAUGUAUAGGACUGAAAAUUGAAGAAAGUGCGAUGAUUAAAAUAAUUUAAAUUAAGAACAUCAAACAUUUUUUGUACAUAUAACAGUUUAUUUAAAAUACGUUAACUAACGUGAAAUGAAUAAUUAACUGAUUGAUUAAUAUUCUUUGUUAGAAAUACAUUAUUUGAAAAAUAUCUAUGAGAAUUGAUUUUCAGUCAUAACUAAAAAUUACCGAAAAAUACGUUCACCGAUAGUGAAUAAAAAUGUAAUCAAUUAUGAAAAACUUGAAAAUCUAACUAAAACUUUUUGAUAGCUUGCAAAAUUUUUACAACUCUAAGGAAGAAUAUAACUUCAAAUUCAACAACGAUUGAAGCAAGAUAAAAAUGUAAUUAAAAUAAUCAAAAUUUUUCUCUCAAAAAAUAAUUUAUUGAGAUUCAAAUCACAAAUGAAACUUUAGAAUCCGAAAAUAUAAUCAAAUUGCCCGUCCAUAAUUAAUACUAAUAUACGAUUCUUUAUAAUUAAUUUUUUUUUUUUGAUAGAUCACUUGUACUAGUUUUCAUAAAAUUUGGAAACAAAUAGAAUUAUUAAUAAAGUAAAUAAUAGAAAAAAAAUUAAAUCGAAACUUUAAGUCUAAACAUAUUUCGUUUCUUCGUUGCUAAACUAGAAAACAAAACCGUUGUAUAACACAAACAAUACUAUAGACAUAUAAACAUUGUUGUGUAAGUCUAUAAUAUUCGUAAUGUUGCAAAUUUAGUAAUAAAUAAUCGCCAAGAUCAUGUUCCACGUGUGACCUACAAUUUCCGCAUGAUCAAUAACAAAAAUUGUAUUUUUAAAUAAUUUCUUCUGCUUUUUUCAAGUAUUAUGAAAUAUUUGUAUUUAAAAGGAUAUUUGACGGCUGAAAAAAGCAUUGUUAUCAUUUUCGGAGCAAAAUACAUCAUUAAACUCGAAGCUGCAAAAUACUUGUUCAGUGGUUGAUUUAUGUUAAAUAAUCACGCACUGAACUUGCAUCUAUCUGCUCCGAGUUUUAUGCAAUACUUUGCUGUUCUGUUCAUAGAGUCAAACGAUACUGAUAUAAAUGUUGAAACCUUAAAUUAUUCAAUCUUAUUGCAUAAGGAAUAUAGUAAUCGUGAAAAAGUUGAUUUCAUUUUGUUCAAAUAUAAUAUUUUGCGUUUAUACAUUUUUAAAGCG